Columba livia (rock pigeon) is the source of this 680-nucleotide messenger RNA. RefSeq names its product sentan, cilia apical structure protein (gene SNTN). The transcript has 4 exons. Bases 118 to 561 code for a protein of 147 amino acids. Lineage: Eukaryota; Metazoa; Chordata; Aves; Columbiformes; Columbidae. The record is from RefSeq and is a predicted model, not a curated record. Gene Ontology annotation, molecular function: calcium ion binding; transition metal ion binding; calcium-dependent protein binding.
UACAUUAUUGAUAGAGCACGGCUGCAAGCAGCUGCUUUCACAGGGCAGAGCUUGAAUUCACCUGUUUGCUAUUUAUUACUCGGGUUGCUUAGAGAUCACAAACACCCCAGCCUUGAGAUGUGUGGCUGCGGAGCCAGUGUUCCCAGCACACAGCAAUACUCGGUCAAUCAGCCUGCUCCUGCUUCCAUGAAAAAAAGCCCUUUGGCUGAAGCAGGUAUGGCCAAGCGCAUAGCUAUAGCCAAGCAGCUGGCAUCAAUAAAAGCUCUAGGAAAAGGCUCAGACCUUGAAAAAGCUUUUGCUACUGUGGCUUUGGUGUAUAACAACUCUGCUGACCCAGAGGGCAAGCUCAGCAGAGCUGACACCAAAAACCUGCUGCAAACCCAGUUUGGGAGUUUCAUACAGGGCCAAGAAAACAAACCAAAGUACCAGGAAAUAAUUUCUUCUCUGGAUGAAGAAUCUGAGAACAAACUCGAUUUUGAAGAUUUUAUGAUUGUGCUAAUCAGUCUCAGUCUAAUGUCUGACCUGCUGCAGGAGAUCAGAAAAGUGAAAACCACAAAAUGAUCAGUGUUUUAAAAGAAGAAAUGGCUUGGCACUUUAUAAGGAAAGCAGGAGUGAACAGCACACAGAAAUAACACCUAUGCUGGUGCCUUUUAAAUGGAAUAAAGUUUUGUCUAAACCUG